This is a messenger RNA of Pistacia vera, 2623 nucleotides long. Its product is annotated as putative cyclic nucleotide-gated ion channel 15. The record is from RefSeq and is a predicted model, not a curated record. The transcript is spliced from 6 exons. Gene Ontology annotation, cellular component: membrane. Gene Ontology annotation, molecular function: monoatomic ion channel activity. Lineage: Eukaryota; Viridiplantae; Streptophyta; Magnoliopsida; Sapindales; Anacardiaceae. The coding region runs from base 263 to 2377 and encodes 704 amino acids. Gene Ontology annotation, biological process: monoatomic ion transport; transmembrane transport.
GAAAUUACUCACAUGUUUUGACCUGCUCCUCUGUCCUGAAAAUAGGGAUAACCUUUAGGCCUUACUGUCCAAGUUGAAUCAUCUUUUUUUCUGUUCACAUGAUUCCUGAUUAAAGAAGCCAUUGCUGGAUUUUUGUAGCUCCAGGAUUUGUGAUUGUGGUCCAAUAUAUAUGUACAAACAGUUUAUAGAAAGCUAAGCCCUUUUUGUACCACAGAUCAAAUCCUGUAGCUGAAGCCACGACGAUUCUUUCAGAAAAACAAUCAUGGGUUACGGUAAUUCAAGAUCUGUAAGAUUUCAGGACGAUCUUGAAUUAGCAAAACGCCCUGCAAUCAAUGGAGAUGGAGUGAUUAAGCUCAAGUACAAGAUUGAUGGAAAACAAAUACCUGAGACCAGUACCAAGAAGGCUGAGACAGAGGUCUACGGGAAGGCCGGAAAAUUCCUGAAAACAAGAGUGCUGUCCAGAGUGUUCUCUGAAGAUUUUGAGAGAGUGAAGAAAAGAAUAUUGGAUCCUAGAGGACCAACAAUUCGCAGAUGGAAUAAAAUAUUUUUAAUAGCAUGCAUAAUUUCUUUGUUUGUAGAUCCUCUGUUUUUUUACUUGCCAAUAGUAAGAAAUGAAGUGUGUAUAGAAAUUGGAGUACCCCUUGAAGUGUUUCUCACAAUUAUCAGAUCACUAUCUGAUGCCUUUUACAUUAUUCAGAUAUACAUUAGAUUUCGUACAGCUUAUGUUGCGCCGCCUUCUCGUGUAUUUGGGAGAGGUGAGCUUGUCAUUGAUUCUUCGAAAAUCGCUUUACGGUACCUCAAAAAGGCCUUCUGGAUCGACUUCAUUGCAGCCCUGCCACUUCCUCAGGUGUUGAUUUGGAUUGUUAUCCCCAAUCUUAGCGGCUCAACAAUGACAAACACAAAAAAUUUCCUUCGGUUCAUUAUCAUUUUCCAGUACCUUCCUAGGCUGUUUCUUAUAUUACCACUUUCACAACAGAUGGUUAAGGCCACUGGAGUUGUGACAGAAACAGCUUGGGCAGGAGCUGCUUAUAAUCUUAUUCUCUACAUGUUGGCAAGUCAUGUUUUAGGAUCUUGUUGGUACCUGCUCUCAAUUGAACGACAAGAAGCAUGCUGGAGAAGUGCCUGCAAUGAUGAGAAGCCAUCAUGUCAAUAUAAAUAUUUCGAUUGCCACAGGGUUGAAGACUUUGGCAGAGAUUCCUGGUUCAAAUCAAGCAAUAUCACCAACCUUUGUGAUCCAAACACUAGCUCCUAUGAGUUUGGUAUAUAUGGUGAUGCAGUCACAUUUGCUGUCACAACAGCACCAUUCUUCAACAAAUAUUUUUACUGUCUCUGGUGGGGCUUAAAAAACCUGAGCUCUUUGGGACAAAAUCUUGCCACAAGCACUUACGUUGGAGAAAUAAGUUUCGCAAUCAUUAUCGCGACACUCGGGCUUGUUCUCUUUGCAUUGCUUAUUGGGAAUAUGCAGACAUACCUCCAGUCCACAACAGUGAGAUUAGAAGAGUGGAGAAUCAAGAGAACCGAUACAGAACAAUGGAUGCGUCACAGGCAGCUACCUCCAGAGUUAAAGCAAUCUAUCAGAAAAUAUGAUCAAUAUAAAUGGGUAGCCACUAGAGGAGUUGAUGAAGAAGCUCUUCUCAAAGGCCUUCCAAUGGAUCUCAGGAGAGACAUCAAACGCCACCUCUGCUUCAAUCUAGUUCGACAAGUUCCAUUGUUUGAUCAAAUGGAUGAAAGGAUGCUUGAUGCAAUAUGUGAGAGGCUUAAACCUGCCUUAUGCACUGAAGGCACAUUUCUUGUACGUGAAGGUGACCCUGUCAAUGAGAUGCUAUUCAUAAUCCGAGGCCACCUUGAUUCUUACACCACCAAUGGUGGCCGAACGGGCUUCUUUAACUCAUGUCGCAUUGGCCCUGGGGACUUCUGCGGUGAGGAACUGUUGACAUGGGCUUUAGACCCCCGCCCGAAUGUCAUUCUGCCUUCAUCAACUCGAUCAGUCAAAUCCAUUUCAGAAGUUGAGGCAUUUGCUCUAAGUUCAGAUGACUUGAAGUUUGUAGCAUCACAAUUUCGAAGACUACAUAGCAAACAGCUUCGACACAAGUUCAGAUUCUACUCACACCAGUGGCGAGCAUGGGCUGCUUGUUUCAUACAGGCAGCAUGGCGCCGGUUUAAAAAACGAAAGGAAGCAGCUCAACUAAGGGCUAAAGAGAACCUUGCCGCUGAGGCUGAAUGUCCCCCACCUCCUUCAGGAUUAUCUAUGUAUGCUGCAAGAUUGGGUGCAAGUACUAGAAGAGGCAAUAUGAAUAAGCAUUCUGGGUCUGAUUCCCGGGUUGUUAGUCCAUUGCAAAAGCCUGCAGAGCCAGAUUUUUCCGUAGAUGAGGAAUGAGUAGUGUUAACUAUAGUUAUGGGCGAGCUGCGUCUGUACUCUGUACAUUGUUAUUCUUUAAUUAAGCUAAAAAUAUGGGGGCGUUCAUAAUAUUUCUUUAUUUAUUGAUGUAUUUGUAAGGUGACAGUUGGGAAAUUUUGUUACAUAGUAAAGACAUCUUUGUUCUAAUUUUUCAAAGUGAUGCAUGUUGUAGCUCAGAAAGGGGAAAAAAAAAAGUUUGGCAAUAUAUUGUGGUAAUUAAUAUCA